AGUCACCCGGAGGAGUUGGUCGCACAAUUAUGAAAGACUCGGCUUCUGCUGCUAGCGCCGGAGCUGAGUUAGUUCUGAGAAGGUUUCCUUGGGCAGUCCUUGUCCGGCGGCUUCUGCUGCCGCCUCCGGAGACGCUUUCCAAUAGAUGGCUGCAGGCCGCGGAGGAGGAGGAGGUGGAGUUUCUGCCCUUCCGGAGUCCGCCCCGUGAGGAGAAUGUCCCAGAAAUCCUGGAUAGAAAGUACUUUGACCAAGAGAGAAUGUGUAUAUAUUAUACCAAGUUCCAAGGAUCCUCACAGAUGCCUUCCAGGAUGUCAAAUUUGUCAACAACUUGUCAGAUGCUUCUGUGGUCGCUUGGUCAAACAACAUGCUUGUUUUACUGCAAGUCUUGCCAUGAAAUACUCAGAUGUGAAAUUGGGUGAUCAUUUCAACCAGACAGUAGAAGAAUGGUCGGUGGAAAAGCAUACAAAACAGAGCCCAACGGAUGCCUAUGGUGUCAUCAAUUUUCAAGGGGGUUCCCAUUCUUACAGAUCUAAGUAUGUGAGGCUGUCCUAUGACACCAAACCUGAAGUCAUUCUGCAACUUCUGCUGAAAGAAUGGCAAAUGGAAUUGCCUAAGCUUGUUAUCUCUGUACAUGGGGGCAUGCAGAAAUUUGAACUUCAUCCACGAAUCAAGCAGUUGCUGGGAAAGGGUCUUAUUAAAGCUGCAGUCACAACAGGAGCCUGGAUUUUAACUGGAGGAGUAAACACAGGUGUAGCAAAACAUGUGGGUGAUGCCCUCAGAGAACAUGCUUCCAGAUCAUCUCGAAAGAUUUGCACUAUCGGAAUAGCCCCGUGGGGAGUGAUUGAAAAUAGAAACGAUCUUGUGGGGAGAGAUGUGGUUGCUCCUUAUCAAACUUUAUUGAACCCCUUGAGCAAAUUGAAUGUUCUGAAUAAUCUCCAUUCUCAUUUCAUAUUGGUGGAUGAUGGCACUGUUGGGAAGUAUGGGGCAGAAGUCAGACUAAGACGAGAACUUGAAAAAACUAUUAAUCAGCAAAGAAUCCAUGCUAGAAUUGGACAAGGUGUCCCUGUGGUGGCACUCGUAUUUGAAGGAGGGCCCAAUGUUAUCCUCACUGUUUUAGAAUACCUUCAGGAAAAUCCCCCAGUGCCAGUAGUUGUAUGUGAAGGAACAGGUAGAGCUGCAGAUCUACUAGGAUAUAUUUAUAAACAAACUGAAGAAGGAGGAAAUCUUCCUGAUGCAACAGAGCCUGAUAUUAUUUCAACCAUCAAAAAGACAUUUAAUUUUGGCCAGAGUGAAGCAGUUCACUUAUUUCAAACACUGAUGGAGUGCAUGAAAAAAAAGGAACUUAUUACUGUUUUCCACAUUGGAUCAGAUGAGCAUCAGGACAUAGAUGUAGCAAUCUUAACUGCACUGCUGAAAGGCACUAAUGCAUCAGCAUUUGACCAGCUUAUCCUUACACUGGCAUGGGAUCGAGUUGACAUUGCUAAAAAUCAUGUAUUUGUUUAUGGACAACAGUGGCUGGUUGGAUCCUUGGAACAAGCUAUGCUAGAUGCACUUGUAAUGGAUAGAGUUGCAUUUGUAAAACUUCUUAUUGAAAAUGGAGUAAGCAUGCAUAAAUUCCUUACCAUUCCUAGACUGGAAGAGCUUUAUAACACUAAACAAGGUCCAACUAAUCCAAUGCUAUUUCAUCUUGUUCGAGAUGUUAAACAGGGCAAUCUUCCUCCAGGAUAUAAAAUCACCCUAAUUGAUAUAGGACUUGUUAUUGAGUACCUCAUGGGAGGAACCUAUAGAUGCACCUACACCCGGAAACGUUUUCGUUUAAUAUAUAAUAGUCUUGGUGGAAAUAAUCGGAGAUCUGGCCGGAACACCUCCAGCAGCACUCAUGAAUCUUUUGGAAAUAGGGCAGAUAAAAAGGACAAAAUGAGACAUAACCAUUUCAUUAAAACAGCACAGCCCUACCGACCAAAGAUUGAUACAACUAUUGAAGAAGAAAAGAAGAAAAGAACCAAAGAUGAUAUUGUAGAUAUUGAUGAUCCUGAAACCAAACGCUUUCCUUAUCCACUUAAUGAACUGUUAAUUUGGGCUUGCCUCAUGAAGAGGCAGGUAAUGGCCCGUUUUUUAUGGCAGCAUGGUGAAGAAUCAAUGGCUAAAGCAUUAGUUGCCUGUAAAAUAUAUCGUUCAAUGGCAUACGAAGCAAAACAAAGUGAUCUUGUAGAUGAUACUUCAGAAGAACUCAAACAGUAUUCCAAUGAUUUUGGUCAGCUGGCAGUUGAAUUAUUAGAACAAUCCUUCAGACAGGAUGAAACCAUGGCAAUGAAAUUACUUACAUACGAACUGAAAAACUGGAGUAAUUCAACUUGCCUUAAAUUAGCAGUUUCUUCAAGGCUUAGACCUUUCAUAGCCCAUACUUGUACACAAAUGUUGUUGUCGGACAUGUGGAUGGGAAGACUGAAUAUGAGGAAGAAUUCAUGGUACAAGGUUAUAUUAAGCAUUUUAGUUCCACCUGCUAUAUUAAUGCUGGAAUAUAAAACUAAAGCUGAAAUGUCUCAUAUUCCACAAUCUCAAGAUGCCCAUCAAAUGACAAUGGAAGAUAGUGAAAACAACUUUCAAAAUAUAACAAAAGAGAUUCCUAUGUAAUAUUUUAGGAUAUGUUAUGAAGUAUUUAAAGAAAUAAGGAUUUUGGAUAGUAAUGAAGGAAAAAAUGAAAUGGAAAUACAAAUAAAAUCAAAAAAGCUUCCAAUCACACGAAAAUUUUAUGCCUUUUAUCAUGCACCAAUUGUAAAAUUCUGGUUUAACACGUUGGCAUAUUUAGGGUUUCUGAUGCUUUAUACAUUUGUGGUUCUUGUGAAAAUGGACGCCUUACCUUCAGUUCAAGAAUGGAUUGUUAUUGCUUAUAUCUUUACCUAUGCUAUCGAGAAAGUCCGUGAGGUGGCCAAUAUGUUCUACAUUGUAGUGAUUAUGGCUCUUGUAUUACUUAGUUUUGGUGUUCCCAGAAAGGCAAUACUGUAUCCUCAAGAACAACCUUCUUGGUCACUUGCUAAAGAUAUAGUUUUCAAUCCAUACUGGAUGAUUUUUGGUGAAGUUUAUGCAUAUGAAAUUGAUGUGUGUGCAAAUGAUUCUGCUGUCCCACACAUCUGUGGUCCUGGAACUUGGUUAACUCCAUUUCUUCAAGCAGUCUACCUCUUUGUACAGUAUAUCAUUAUGGUUAAUCUUCUUAUUGCAUUUUUCAACAAUGUGUAUUUUCAAGUGAAGGCAAUUUCCAAUAUUGUGUGGAAGUACCAACGCUAUCAUUUCAUUAUGGCUUAUCAUGAGAAACCAGUUCUGCCUCCACCUCUUAUCAUUCUUAGUCAUAUUGUUUCUUUGUUUUGCUGUAUAUGUAAAAGAAGAAAAAAGGAUAAGACUUCAGAUGGACCAAAACUCUUCUUAACAGAAGAAGAUCAAAAGAAACUUCAUGAUUUUGAAGAACAGUGUGUUGAGAUGUAUUUUAAUGAAAAAGAUGACAAAUUCUAUACUGGGAGUGAAGAAAGAAUUCGUGUCACAUUUGAAAGGGUGGAGGAGAUGUGCAUUCAGAUUAAAGAAGUUGGAGAUCGUGUUAACUACAUAAAAAGAUCAUUACACUCAUUAGAUUCCCAGAUUGGCCAUUUACAAGAUCUGUCAGCUCUGACUGUAGAUACUUUAAAAACACUGACUGCCCAGAAAGCUUCAGAAGCGAGCAAAGUUCACAAUGAAAUCACACGAGAGUUGAGCAUUUCCAAACAUCUGACGCAAAAUCUUAUUGAAGAUGGUCCUUUAAGACCUUCUGUGUGGAAAAAACACAGUGUUGUAAAUACACUUCGCUCUUCAUUUCCUCAAGGGGGUCUUGAAAAUAAUAAUCCUUUUCUUUGUAAUAUUUUUAUGAAGGAUGAAAAAGAUCCCCAAAAUAGCAUAUUUGGUCAAGAUUUACCUGCAAUACCCCAGAGAAAAGAAUUCCAUUUUCCAGAGGCUGGUUCCUCUUGUAGUGCCUUAUUCCCAAGUGCUGUUUCUCCUCCAGAACUGCGUCAGAGAGUACAUGGGACAGACACCUUAAAGAUAUAUGGUAAAAAUAAAAAAUUAGGUAGUUCACCUAAUAGCAUACCGCAUCUGUCAUCCCCCUCUGCCAAAUUUUUUGUUAGUACACCAUCCCAGCCCAGUUGCAUAAGCCAAUUGGAAACUGUAACCAAAGAUCAAGAAACUCUUUGUCCUAAAGCUGCACAAGGAGAUAAUAUAGAAUUUGGAGCCUUUGUGGGACACAGGAAUAGCAUGGAUUUACAGAGGUUUAAAGAAUCAUCAAGGAAGGUAAAAAAAUUAAGCAAAAGCGAUACUCCUGAAAACACUUUGAAACGUGUGCGUUCUCAUGCAGGAUUCAUUGAGUGUCACAAAACUUCUGUUACUCUUCAUUCUGAUAAAGGUGAGUAUUUUGACUGAAGGCCAUCUACUGAAGAAACUCAUGAAGUUGAUUCUAAAGCAGCCUUACUACCGGAUUGGCUACAAGAUAAACCAUCAAACAGACAAAUGCCAUCUGAAGAAGGAAACUUAAAUGGUCUUGCUUCUCCAUUUAAGCCAGUUAUGGAUACAAAUUACUAUUAUUCAGCUGUGGAAAGAAACAACCUGAUGAGAUUGUCACUGAGCAUUCCGUUCACACCAGUGCCUCCAAGAGGUGAGCUUGUCACUGUGUAUCGCUUGGAAGAGAGUUCUCCCAACAUACUAAAUAACAGCAUGUCGUCUUGGUCACAGCUCGGCCUCUGUGCCAAAAUAGAGUUUUUAAGUAAAGAGGAGAUGGGAGGAGGUUUACGAAGAGCUGUCAAAGUACAGUGUACCUGGUCAGAACAUGAUAUCCUCAAAUCAGGGCACCUUUAUAUCAUCAAAUCUUUUCUUCCUGAAGUGGUUAACACAUGGGCAAGUAUUUAUAAAGAAGAUACCGUUCUGCAUCUCUGCCUCAGAGAAAUUCAGCAACAGAGAGCAGCGCAGAAGCUCACUUUUGCCUUCAACCAAAUGAAACCCAAAUCCAUACCAUAUUCCCCGAGGUUCCUUGAAGUCUUCCUGCUGUAUUGCCAUUCAGCAGGACAGUGGUUUGCUGUGGAAGAAUGUAUGACUGGAGAAUUUAGAAAAUACAAUAAUAAUAAUGGUGAUGAGAUUAUUCCAACUAAUACACUGGAAGAGAUCAUGUUAGCCUUUAGCCACUGGACUUACGAAUAUACAAGAGGAGAGUUGCUGGUCCUUGAUUUGCAAGGUGUGGGUGAAAAUCUGACUGACCCAUCUGUGAUAAAAGCAGAAGAAAAGAGAUCCUGUGAUAUGGUUUUUGGCCCAGCAAAUCUAGGAGAAGACGCAAUAAAAAAUUUUAGAGCAAAACAUCACUGUAAUUCUUGUUGUAGAAAGCUUAAACUUCCAGAUCUGAAGAGGAAUGAUUAUACUCCUGAUAAAGUUGUAUUUCCUCAGGAUGAGCCUUCAGAUUUGACUCUUCAGCCUGGAAAUUCAACCAAAGAAUCAGAAUCAGCUAAUUCUAUUCGUCUAAUGUUGUAA
Messenger RNA from Elephantulus edwardii (Cape elephant shrew), 5535 nucleotides. It is a transcript of the gene TRPM7, whose product is annotated as transient receptor potential cation channel, subfamily M, member 7. The transcript is spliced from 39 exons. Gene Ontology annotation, molecular function: ATP binding; calcium channel activity; protein serine/threonine kinase activity. Gene Ontology annotation, biological process: protein tetramerization; protein phosphorylation; calcium ion transport. The record is from RefSeq and is a predicted model, not a curated record. Lineage: Eukaryota; Metazoa; Chordata; Mammalia; Macroscelidea; Macroscelididae.